Molecule: messenger RNA, 2082 nt
Organism: Salvelinus fontinalis (brook trout)
Lineage: Eukaryota; Metazoa; Chordata; Actinopteri; Salmoniformes; Salmonidae
Product: histone H1-like
Exons: 1
Coding region: 1033-1656 (207 amino acids)
Biological process (GO): nucleosome assembly
Cellular component (GO): nucleosome
Molecular function (GO): structural constituent of chromatin; DNA binding
Source: RefSeq, a predicted model, not a curated record
ACUCUACAAAAUAUUGAUCUAUACAGCCCUUGUUCCACUCACUCACGUGCAUGUAUGCACUAGCUACAGAGAGAGAGAGAGAGAGACACACACACACUCUACUCUCUAGCCCUAUAUCAGGCCCACAUGGGGCGCCAGCCUCCAUAGCGCCGGCCGGCCUGCCAGACACCAAGACCCACAGACACAAAGACCGGCACCAGUCGAGUCACGCUGCGGAGUCAAGCGACACAUUGAUUAGUAGACAGAGAGAGAGAGAGAGAGAGAGACUACCUAUCUGUCUACCUAUCGGCAAAAAAAAGACACAGGAAACACACACUGUGUCCAAAUAGGAGGCUCCAAAUCCAACAAAAGCACUAAUACAACAUCACACACACACAGGGCAAGUAAGCAGUGUAUAUCGUGUGCGUCCUGGACACAUGACGAAUACAAGUUGAAAGUUGGAGUACAACACUAGUCUCGGCCAGGCCUCACAAGUGCAUGUGUUUUAAGGUGCCCAAAAGAGCUCUCCUUUAAAACACCAAGGACCACAUCAGGGGACGCCAAACCAUCUGAUUCCCUUGCCAGACAUCUCGGCUCAUUACACAAUCAAUGGUGCUCGCAAUCGGAUGCACUUUUAGGCCAUUUAGGAGACAAAUAGCACAGGAAAAGCAGUGCGCGCAGCUCCAGCCGACAGUCGAACGGUGAGGUUUUGAGCGAGUCGCAACAAAAUGCACGGGGCUUCUGCAGCCCACAUGACUUUAUUCUGAACGGAGACAAGUCUGCUCGCUGGGCCGUUCGCUUUUGGGCCAAAAACACGGCUCCGUCGGUGACUUUUGGACCGAUAUUGGCGACCAGAAAACACAAGUGAAAGAGCAUUUGGCCAGCCGGGAGAAGUCGAGCUGGGUGGCUUGAGUCUACAUGGUUCUCAUGUCGCGUUUAAGGCCAGCCCCCUGCACGGUGUGGAGCUUCAAUAGCGCAGAGCAGCGUCUACAGCAAAGUACUCCUCCUCACAGACUACCGUAGUGUUCAGUAAGCGUGUGUGUUUACCGGACCAUGGCAGAAGUCGCACCAGCACCCGCCGCCGCCGCGCCGGCCAAGGCACCCAAGAAGAAGGCAGCGGCCAAGGCCAAGAAAGCGGGACCCAGCGUAGGCGAGCUCAUCGUCAAGGCGGUGUCCGCCUCCAAGGAGAGGAGCGGCGUGUCCCUGGCCGCGCUCAAGAAGAGUCUGGCUGCAGGUGGCUACGACGUGGAGAAGAACAACUCCCGCGUCAAGAUCGCCGUCAAGAGCCUCGUCACCAAGGGCACCCUGGUCCAGACCAAGGGCACAGGUGCCUCCGGCUCCUUCAAGCUCAACAAGAAAGCCGUGGAGGCAAAGAAGCCCGCCAAGAAAGCCGCAGCCCCCAAAGCAAAGAAGGUGGCCGCCAAGAAGCCCGCCGCGGCGAAGAAGCCCAAGAAGGUAGCAGCCAAGAAGGCCGUCGCCGCAAAGAAGUCCCCCAAGAAGGCCAAGAAGCCCGCUACACCCAAAAAGGUCGCCAAGAGCCCAAAGAAAGUGAAGAAGCCCGCCGCGGCGGCCAAGAAGGCGGCCAAGAGCCCCAAAAAGGCUACCAAGGCAGCGAAGCCCAAAGCCGCCAAGCCCAAGGCAGCCAAGGGCAGGAAGGCAGCCCCCAAGAAGAAGUAAACCUAUUCCAAACGGUGUUCGACUCGACACAUGUUGUUACCACAAAAGGCUCUUUUAAGAGCCACCCACCUCUUUCCAUAAAAGCGCAUGUCAUUCCAUGUUCUACCUGUCGUGCAAAAUAAAUGAAAUAACGCACCACAUUUUCCCACUCUGGGUGUGUGCGGCCCGGAGAGAGAGAUAGGGAGAGGCAUAUAAUAACAAUAAUAACCGAGUGGCAAAAUGGCGUACAAUUGUCACUCAAGAGUGCAGCACCAGCCAAUGUUGUGAAGUUUUAGAAUUGCCAUUAAUAAUUCCAAUUGGAGAGGAGGCAGGCUGCUGUGAUGUGUUAAUCGUCAUGCGACCCAUGUUAAUACUAUAGCGUAAGUGUUUCCCAUUUGGAUGAUUUGACUGAUUUGAUUUGUCACAAAUUCGGAGGGAAACAGAGUA